Messenger RNA from Anastrepha obliqua, 415 nucleotides. RefSeq lists its product as uncharacterized. The record is from RefSeq and is a predicted model, not a curated record. The transcript has 2 exons. The coding region runs from base 50 to 415 and encodes 121 amino acids. NCBI's taxonomy places the organism in Eukaryota, Metazoa, Arthropoda, Insecta, Diptera, Tephritidae.
GUGCAAGACUUGGUUCAAAACUAUCAAAUCAUCAGGAAACACCUCAAACAUGCAUAAGCAUAUAAAGAGCCACCCCCAUGCGAUUGCAACAGAAACUGGAAAACAACAAACCACUUUUACAAGAGAUCUUGAUCUGCUGAGUCCAUCAAGACAUGAAACUGAGCCGCAACCAUCAACAAUUUUAUCAAAAAAAUCUGCUUUGGAAAAAUUUGUAAAAGCUCAUACACCACUUGAUGCCGAAAAUGACAUCUAUGCGGAAAAUAUAUGUGAGUCACCUAAAAAAAAAGGCAACUGUCCAUUACACAAUCAAUGGAACGCAAAUUUUCGUAUUCGGAUGGCGGAAAAGAUUAUUCAAAACUCUGCAAGUUGUUGCUUUACUUUAUUUGCGCCGACAAAAGACCAUUUGAUAUCGUAA